Salvia miltiorrhiza (redroot sage) is the source of this 2340-nucleotide messenger RNA. RefSeq names its product vacuolar protein sorting-associated protein 45 homolog. The record is from RefSeq and is a predicted model, not a curated record. Gene Ontology annotation, biological process: intracellular protein transport; vesicle-mediated transport. The coding region runs from base 247 to 1974 and encodes 575 amino acids. Lineage: Eukaryota; Viridiplantae; Streptophyta; Magnoliopsida; Lamiales; Lamiaceae. Gene Ontology annotation, cellular component: Golgi membrane. The transcript is spliced from 12 exons.
UUAUCUUUCAAUUUUGGCCACUUGGUUUUUAAUCAUAAGAACCCGGUCCGAGCUACCAGCUGACCAAACGACGGCGUACACGACAAUUUCCUCCCCGUUUCUCUUCGCCUUGAUCUACCUCCUUCGACUACCUCUCUUAAUUUUUCUUCUUCUGCAAUUCUUAAACCCCAAUCAAAGAUUGGGCAAACAAACUGAUCAGAUCGAUAAUCCCAACUGUAUUGCUGGAAAAGAAAAAAAAAAAGAAAAAUGGUUCUGAUUACGGUCGUACGGGAUUACAUAAAUCGAAUGUUACAUGACAUUUCCGGCAUGAAAGUUCUCAUCCUCGACUCUCAAACGGUUAGUGUCGUGAGUGUUGUAUAUUCACAAUCGGAGCUGCUUCAGAAAGAAGUAUUUUUGGUGGAACUUGUAGAUUCCAUUUCGAUGUCGAAAGAACCCAUGUCGCACCUGAAAGCUGUUUAUUUUCUCCGUCCAACAUCUGAGAAUGUUGUUCUUGUGAGACGUCAGCUGAAUCAUCCUCGGUUUGGAGAGUAUCACCUCUUUUUCUCGAAUAUGUUGAAAGACACUCAGCUGCACAAUUUAGCAGAUGCAGAUGAGCAUGAAAUAGUUCAACAAGUGCAGGAGUUCUAUGCAGACUUUGUUGCACUUGAUUCCCAUCACUUCUCCCUAAAUAUCCCAUCAAAUCAUAUGUAUAUGCUUCCAGCCGUGGUGGAUCCAUCAGGUUUACAGCACUUCUGUGACCAAGUUAUUGAUGGGAUUGCUGCCAUCUUCCUGGCUCUAAAACGUAGACCGGUUAUUCGUUAUUCACGGACAUCUGAUAUAGCUAAAAGGAUAGCACAAGAAGCACUGAAGCUGAUGUAUCAGCAGGAGAGUGGUCUUUUUGAUUUUCGACGUUCAGAGGUUUCUCCAUUGUUGCUUAUUCUUGAUAGGCGAGAUGACCCUGUGACUCCCCUUCUUAAUCAAUGGACAUAUCAGGCAAUGGUUCAUGAAUUGAUAGGUAUUCAAGACAAUACUGUAGAUCUCAGAAACAUUGGCAAGGCAUCAAAGGACCACAAGGAGGUUGUACUGUCUUCUGAGCAAGACCCCUUUUUCAAAUCCAACAUGCACGAGAAUUUUGGAGAUAUUGGGAUGAAUAUAAAAAAAUUGGUGGAUGAUUUCCAACAAAUUGCAAAAAGUAAUCAGAAUAUACAAACUAUAGAGGACAUGGCUAAAUUUGUUGACAACUACCCAGAAUACAGAAAAAUGCAUGGCAAUGUUUCCAAGCAUGUGACAUUGGUUACCGAAAUGAGUAGGAUUGUUGAAGAGCGGAAACUAAUGUUAGUCUCACAAACAGAACAAGAUUUAGCUUGCAAUGGUGGUCAAGGGGCAGCAUUUGAGGCUGUUACAAACCUGUUAAAUAAUGAAAAUGUCUCAGAUAUUGACCGACUGCGCUUAGUCAUGCUGUAUGCCUUGCGGUAUGAGAAAGAAAGUCCUGUCCAGCUGAUGCAAUUAUUCAAUAAAUUGGCAUCCCAUUCUCCAAAGUAUAAACCAGGGCUUGUGCAGUUCCUACUGAAGCAAGCUGGGGUUGAUAGGCGAACUGGGGAUCUUUAUGGGAACAGAGAUCUGCUCAAUUACGCUCUUAACAUGGCUCGUGGCCUCAAAGGAGUGGAGAAUGUGUACACUCAGCAUCAGCCCCUUCUAUCUCAAACGAUGGAGAGCAUAAUUAAAGGGCGUAUGAGAGAUGUGGACUACCCUUAUAUUGGAAAUCAUUUCCAACAAGCUAGGCCACAGGAUGUGAUCAUUUUCAUUGUGGGCGGGUCUACUUAUGAGGAGGCACGUGUGGUUUCCCUCCAAAACGCUACGAAUUCUGGAAUUCGUUUCAUCCUUGGUGGUUCUGCAAUCCUCAAUUCAAAGAGGUAUGUUUGGCUACAUUUAAAAUCCAAAUAUUUCCACUUCAAGGACUGCCUAAAUCAUCGCGACUGCUACAUAGGUUUCUGAGAGACCUUGAAGAAGCGCAAAGGAUCAUCAGGACAAGCACAAAUUUGAUAUGAAAUGUUGUGAUGCCUCACACGAGGGGAUGUAAAUUACCUGUAUGUAGGAUUUCUCCAUUCUUCAUCAACUGGUGAUUUUUCUUGAUCUGAAGCUUUGAUGAUUGAAGAUGGCAGUAGCCAACCAAUUUUGGCGACUUAGAAUUUUUUGAAUUAUGAAGAAAAAAAUACUGAGUUUGUUGUGGAAGAAAACGCUGCUACACAAAGAGGAAGAUUGGAGUAAUUUUUGUUGUCCUGUACAACGCUGCUUAUGUACUUAUUUGUAAUUGUACAACUAAUUGCUUCUUGUUUAUACAACAAAGUUUUUUUGAUGCAA